CAGCUCCCCGGCGAGCACCCCUCGGGCCAAUGACUGGGCGGUGGAAGUCGUCGCUCAGCCGGCCCUGCAGGGGGCGCUGUGGGCAUGUGCCGUGCGGCUCCAGGCCGGGGGCGGGGCCGUCCGAACGCGGAAGCGGAGCGGCUCACGUCGGGGCCGGGAGGGGCCUGUCUAAGUUCCGCGGCCGGGUUCUGGCCAGCACACGACUGGGAAUCCUGGCCUUUCCUGUAUCUGAGGGGGUGGGCCGGGAGCAGCCUUCGGGUCCCCUUCACCCGCUUUCGGGGCCUGAGAGCGCGCCCCGGCGGGGUUGACCACUCCUGAGGACGCAGCUGGGGCAUCGACCAUGGCACUGCUCUCGGCCGUCGGGGGCGCGACCUGGCAUUGCUGCGGUCGCCUCCUCACGCGUCGUUUCUCCCAAGCGUUGGGGCGUGGGGAGCGGCCCGGCGGGGAGGAGCUAAGCCGCCUGCUCCUGGAUGACCUGGCGCCGACUCCGCGGCCGGCCGGGGGGCUGGAGCUUCUGUUUGGCUUGUCCCCGUGUCUCCUGGCUCUGCGGGCCGCCCGCCGCCGCGUGGCCCGGCUCCUGCUCCAGGCCGGUAGGUCCAGGCUGCAGGGGGAGCGGGCCGAGCUGCUGCGCGCGGCUGAGGCGCGGGACAUCCCUGUUCUGCGGCCCAGUCGGCGGAAGCUGGACGUCCUGUGCCGCUACCAGGUCCACCAGGGCGUCUGCAUGGAAGUGAGCCCGCUGCGGCCCCGGCCCUGGGCUGAGGCCGGGGAGGCUCGGCCAGGAGACGACCCCCAGCAGCUGUGGCUUGUCCUCGAGGGGCUACAGGAUCCCCGGAAUCUUGGGGCCGUGCUGCGCUCCGCUCACUUUCUCGGAGUGGAUAAAGUCAUCACCAGCCGGAGAAACAGCUGCCCGCUCAGUCCUGUAGUCAGCAAGGCCAGCGCCGGGGCUAUGGAGGUGAUGGACGUGUUCUCCACUGAUGACCUGGCCGGUUUUUUACAGACUUACCCAGCUCAGUUGAUGGCAACUCCUCCAUGCCUUCGGUUGUUUACGCCCCAAAACCUUGGCACCCUCCUUGAUUCUUCCUACUCUCACCAUGUCCCACCUGUUGGCAUAUCCUUUUGUUUUUACCUUGAUGUUAUUUCCACAUUCUCACCAUUUCUCACCAUCUCCACUGUUACCACUCUGGUCCAAGCCACCAUCAUCUCUAGCAUGUAUCAUUGCAGAAACCUAACUGGUCUGCUUGUUUCUGCUAGUGGCUCUCAACAUAGGCAGAGUGAUUCUGUAGAGACAUAAGCCAGACCAUGUCACUAGUUCUCUGCUCAAAAAACUUUCAAAGCCUUUGCAUCUCUCAGAGUAAAAGCCAAAGGCCUUCCAGUGGCUUUUGAGGUCCUACCUCACAUGGCCCUUUGUUUCCUCUCCUGUCUCAGUGGCUCCCUUUCCACUGGCCACCUUGUUCUGCUGUUCCUCAUGCAUGCCAGGUAAGCACCCGCCUCUGGGCCUUUGCACUUACUGAUCUCUGCCUAGAAUAUUCCUCCCCCAGAUGUCUACGUGGUGCUCCCUCACCUCCUUCAGGUCUGCAUUCAAACGUCACUUCAGUGAGGCCUUCCCUGACCACCCUUCUACGAGGAUGGGAUUUGGGCCUGUUUUGUUCAUUUCCUUAUGCGAGUGCCUAGAACAGAACCUGCCCGUUCUAGGUGCUUAAUAACUACUGACUGAAUCUAGUGGCUCAGCGAGGGAAUGAAUAUAUGGGCAAGGCCGGGGCUCUGAUGAAGGUUUGGUGAGCGAGCAUGAUUUCUUCUUCCCUGUUUCAGGCCAAAUCCCAGCAGGGCUGGCUCGUGGCUGGCACGGUGGGCUGCCCGGGGCCUGAGAUCUCCCUGUCUUCUGAGAUCCCCAUCACUAAUUGCUUGGAGUUCCUCUGGGACCGGCC
This is a messenger RNA of Delphinapterus leucas (beluga whale), 1925 nucleotides long. RefSeq names its product mitochondrial rRNA methyltransferase 1 (gene MRM1). Gene Ontology annotation, cellular component: mitochondrion. The record is from RefSeq and is a predicted model, not a curated record. Gene Ontology annotation, molecular function: rRNA (guanine) methyltransferase activity; RNA binding. Gene Ontology annotation, biological process: rRNA methylation. NCBI's taxonomy places the organism in Eukaryota, Metazoa, Chordata, Mammalia, Artiodactyla, Monodontidae.